AAUUAUAAUUUCCAAAAGUGUGGCCUUUUAUUUUUCCCUUUUUAGGUAAAAAUUUCAAAUAUCUACAACCCUGUAAAUGACAGCUGUUUGCGCUCUUUUAUGUAUUUUUUUGUUUAUCAUGUCGGUUUUUUACUUUGCGGUGCAAUUUACUCGAAAUUUCUUAAAGUUUGUUGAAUUUUUGGCGGUAUAGUUAUAACAUUUUGUUUUAGUGUUCUUUUUAUCUAAUUAUAAUGUUUAAGUGAAUUAUUUUGUGAUAAUGGUUUCAACACGUGGGCCCCGUUCUCGUUAUUUCGAGAAGGGCGAAAAAGUUUUAUGUUAUGAACCAGAUCCUUCGAAAGCAAAAGUUCUCUAUGAUUCCAAGAUAUUAGGAACAUAUGAAACUAAGGACAAAAGAGGGCGCAAAAUUAUACAAUACAAAAUACAUUUUCAAGGCUGGAGCAGUUCAUGGGAUCGAAAAGUUAGUGCUGACUUUGUCCUUAAAGAUACUGAAGAAAAUAGGCAGUUACAGCGUGACUUAGCUGAGAAAGCCCAAUUGCAAUUGGGAGCCUAUUUGUAUCGCAAAGAACAUAGUAAAAAUAAAAAACGUUCACGUAAAUCGGCAGCUAUUAAUUCGGAGGAUUCAGCCGAUGCCAGUACUUCGCCCACAAAAUUGAGACCACGCGGUAUUUCGGAGGAUAAUUUUAGUAGUUCGGGUAGUACAUUUGAGAAAAAUGAAAAUUGUUCUAUGAAAGAUGAUUGUGAAACCGAUUCGUGUUGCAGUUCUGUUGAAAGUUUUCAUGAUGAAGAUCGUGUUAUGUUACGUAUCAGUGAACGUUUACGUCAAUAUUUGGAAUAUGAUCAUGAUAUGAUUGUUAAAUAUGGUAAACAGCAUGCAUUACCCUCACGCACACCGAUUGUUGCAAUACUGGAAAAUUUCGUUAAACAGACCGCUCUAAAAAUGGUCUUUACCAAUAAUCAGACCGAAGGUGGUACUACUAGACGACGUACAGCACAACAGCGUACGGCGGAUAAAAAGGAAAAGGAUGUGGAUAAAAUGAUUAAUACAAUUACUUUACUUAAAGAGGUGGCUGAUGGAAUAAGAAUUUAUUUCGAUUUUACCAUAACCGAUUAUUUACUCUACAAAGAAGAGGAGGAUUAUGCUUUAUCCUAUCUAUCUGAAGAGAAUUUAAAAACGUUCACCUAUGUAGCAACACCUGCAUUUAGUAUGGAAUGGUUUAAUACUAAAACAGAUGCUGGAGAAACAAGUACUAUUGCAACUAAUACAACAGCAGCAGAUAUAGUUAUAGAAACUACUACUCCUACAGCAACUACUGGUGUUACCCCAAUUACUAAUUUGACUGAAACGCCAAGUAGCGCUCCAGCCUCGAGCAUAGCGAAUAAUGUCAAUACAACAACUACAACGGCCUCACAAGAAGAUCAACCACAACGUAGAAAAUUACGUUCACAUCGUAGUGAUGAUUGUGAUCUUACUUUAGAGAAUUGUUUAUCCAGUAUUGCUAGUACCAGUUCGGGUGCAUCUACACCCUUACACUCUAAUAUACCAGUAUCACAUUUGAAUUAUUUGAAAUCUUUGCCACCAAUUUCUCCACAAAUUCGAGAUUUCUUACAAAAUGUUUUAUCUUGGCGUCUGUUGCCGACAAAUGCUGUCCCAGCACCGGCUAUGAUCUUUGGCGCACCACAUUUAGCCAGAUUAUUAGUGAAAUUACCAGAAUUUUUAAAUGCUUCUUCUAUGACUGAUGAAAAAUUAAAAGUUCUUUUGCAACAUUUGGAUACAUUUACCAAGUAAGUUUAUCUGCAUGUUUUUU
Lucilia cuprina (Australian sheep blowfly) is the source of this 1805-nucleotide messenger RNA. RefSeq names its product protein male-specific lethal-3 (gene msl-3). The record is from RefSeq and is a predicted model, not a curated record. NCBI's taxonomy places the organism in Eukaryota, Metazoa, Arthropoda, Insecta, Diptera, Calliphoridae. Gene Ontology annotation, cellular component: NuA4 histone acetyltransferase complex; MSL complex; nucleus. Gene Ontology annotation, biological process: chromatin organization; regulation of DNA-templated transcription. The coding region runs from base 257 to 1786 and encodes 509 amino acids. The transcript is spliced from 6 exons.